Messenger RNA from Oncorhynchus masou masou (cherry salmon), 9606 nucleotides. RefSeq names its product laminin subunit alpha-1-like. Bases 199 to 9447 code for a protein of 3082 amino acids. The transcript is spliced from 57 exons. Gene Ontology annotation, biological process: tissue development; blood vessel morphogenesis; animal organ morphogenesis. Gene Ontology annotation, molecular function: extracellular matrix structural constituent; signaling receptor binding. Gene Ontology annotation, cellular component: basement membrane. NCBI's taxonomy places the organism in Eukaryota, Metazoa, Chordata, Actinopteri, Salmoniformes, Salmonidae. The record is from RefSeq and is a predicted model, not a curated record.
AGUUAGCUGAAUGAGUGAGGGGAGAGAGAAGAGUGGAAGAGGGGUACACGCUGAACAGAUGACAGAGAGAGACCAUAGGCGAAACGAAUGUGCAUGACAACUUUAGGCUAUAAAUUCCUGUUAAACAUUAGAAAAUAUAUCCCUAAAUUAAUAUUGGAGACAUUUAUUAGAAGCCGAAGUCCACAUGUGUUGUGAAAGAUGAGGCUCUUUUGCUGUGCAAUUGUGCUGCUAUCUGCAUCCUCCGCGGAGUGCCAGCAAAGAGGUCUCUUCCCUGCCAUCUUCAACCUGGCCAGUAAUGCAGAGAUCACCACCAACGCCACCUGUGGAGAGCCUGAGCCAGAGAUGUACUGUAAACUGGUGGAACACGUACCAGGACGACGCAUCCGCAACUCCCAGUGUCGGACCUGUAAUGCCCAGAGUCAAAACCCCAAAGAGCAACAUCCAAUCACCAACGCCAUUGACGGCACCAACGGGUGGUGGCAAAGCCCCAGCAUUAAAAAUGGCAGACAAUUCCACUGGGUGACCCUCACACUAGAUUUACACCAGAUUUUCCAGGUGGCCUACGUCAUCAUCAAGGCAGCCAACUCUCCUCGUCCUGGUAACUGGGUGCUGGAGCGUUCAAUGGACGGUGUGGAUUACACACCCUGGCAGUACUACGCCAUCAGCGACACAGAAUGUCUGACCCGUUACAACAUCACCCCCCGCCUCGGACCCCCCACCUACAAACGAGACGACGAGGUUAUCUGUACAUCUUACUACUCGCGGCUUGUACCCCUGGAGCACGGAGAGAUCCACACAUCUUUGAUCAAUGGGCGGCCCAGUGCUGACCAACUGACCUCAGAGUUGCUGGACUUCACCUCAGCCCGCUACAUCCGCCUGCGUCUGCAGAGAAUCCGCACGCUCAACGCCGACCUCAUGACCCUGAGCUACCGCGACCCCAAGGAGGUGGACCCCAUCGUCACCAGACGGUACUACUAUUCAAUCAAAGACAUUUCAGUGGGUGGGAUGUGCAUCUGUUACGGACACGCCCAGAGCUGUCCCUGGGACCCCGUUGCCAAGAAGUUGCAGUGUGUAUGUGAGCACAAUACCUGUGGGGAGAGCUGUAAUGAGUGUUGCCCUGGCUACCACCAGGAACCGUGGCAACCGGGAACCCUCUCCGAUGGCAACACCUGCGAGAAAUGUAACUGCCACGACAAGGCCAACGACUGCUACUUUAACCAGACGGUGGCCAACCGUAAGAUGAGCAUGAACUCACAUGGUGACUUCCAUGGCGGGGGCGUUUGUAUCAGCUGUACCCAGAACACGGCCGGUGUCAACUGUGAGGCCUGCGCUGAUGGCUUCUACAGACCCAACAAGGUGUCUCCGCACAAUGAGAACCCAUGUGUGGAGUGCAGCUGUGACAUGAAGGGGUCUUUGACUCCUGCCUGUAUCAGAGAUGACAACCACGCCAAGCCUGAGAAUGGUCUGAACCCAGGCCAGUGUCUGUGUAUGGAGGGCUUUGCGGGCGAGCGCUGUGACCGCUGUGCCUUUGGCUACAGGGACUUCCCCCUGUGUUCACGCUGUGAGUGCAGUCUGGAGGGCAGCCUCAACAUCGACCCCUGCACAGAGUGCAUCUGCAAGGUGAACGUGAUGGGGGCCAACUGUGACCUGUGUAAGCAGGGUUUCUUCAACCUGGAGGGCAGUGACCCAGAGGGCUGCACUGAAUGUUUCUGCUUCGGUGUGUCUGACGUGUGUGAGAGCUCACCCUGGUCUCAGACUGUGCACUCCAAUGGAUGGCUCCUUACCUCUGAAAGCGUCUCUGUCUACACGGCACCCCUCAUAGAUGAAGACAACAACCUCAUCAUCCCUAACAUCACCAUGAUCCAAUCGUACCGUUUUGUUUCUACAUGGGCCGCCCCAGAGUCCUUCCUGGGGAAAAGGCUGACAUCGUACGGAGGGUUUUUGAGCUACAGCGUGGCAUAUGAUGUUUCAGUGGACAACGUGGACAGGUCUCUGCCGUCACAGUUUGAUUUGAUUAUCGAGGGUAAUGGGAGGACCCUGCGUCAGAUGCCCCCGAGGCAGCUCUUGUUGACGCCCCUGCGUGAGCAGCAUGUUUCUGUGGAGCUCUUGGCACAGGGCUUCGUAGACCUGCACACAGGUCAGAGGGUGGACAGGGACGAGCUGAUGACUGCACUGGCCGACGUGGCCGGGCUGAGGAUCAGAGGUCACCUCAAUGCCAGUGCAGAGGGGGAACUCAGAUUGAGCACUGUAUCUCUGGACAUGGUAGACAUCAAUUCUACUAACACAGUCCAGGCCCGGGACGUGGAGCAGUGUGAGUGUCCCUUGGGCUACUCUGGCACAUCCUGUGAGUCCUGUUCAUCUGGGUUCUAUCGCCUCGGGGGGAUCCUGUUCGGAGGCAACUGUCUCCAGUGUGAGUGUAACAACCAUGCUACGGAAUGUGACAUCAACAGAGUGUGUCUGGACUGUACUCACAGUACCACUGGGCCCCACUGUGACCAAUGCCUCCACGGUUACUAUGGCAACCCCUCUGAGGGCACCCCGGAGGACUGCCAGAGAUGCGCUUGCCCGCUGACAGUGGCAACAAACAAUUUCAGCCCCACCUGUCUCCUGGAGGGCCCUGGGCAGGUGACAUGUGACCGAUGUCAGCAGGGUUACACUGGGACUAAGUGUGAGAGGUGUGCUAGCGGUUACCAUGGCGACCCGACGGUGGCAGGCCAGGAGUGCGUGGUGUGUGAGUGUAACGGUAACGUGGACCCCUGGGAGCCGGGCCACUGUGACACCAGCAGCGGUAUGUGUCUGAAGUGUCACAGCCACACCAGCGGAGACCAGUGUGAGAGGUGUGAGGACGGCUACUACGGUGACGCCAUCACCGCCAAGAACUGCCAGGCUUGUGGUUGCCAUGAAAAAGGGUCGUACUCUGGAGUGUGUGACCUGCUCACUGGACAGUGCACCUGCAAACCCAACGUGGUGGGAGAGAAGUGUGACCAGUGUCAGGUGGGCUUCCACGGUCUUCUCAGCGGACAGGGGUGCAGAGAAUGUGACUGUAUCCAGUCAGGAUCUGUGUCCGUGGCCUGUGAGGAAGAUGGGAGGUGCCAAUGCAUCCCAGGGGUGGCGGGGGACAAGUGUGACCGCUGUCAUCACAGUUACUUUAACUACCAGGGCAGCGGCUGUACACAGUGUGAGUGUGCCCACACCCAUGGCAACUGUAAUGUGACGACAGGCGAGUGUAUCUGUCCUCCCCACACCAGAGGAGAGAAGUGUGAUCUGUGUGAGGAAGGUCACUGGGGUCACGACACUGUGACAGGAUGUAAGUCAUGUAACUGCAGUGAGAUGGGCAGCUAUGUCACCCAGUGUGGCAUCACCAACGGGCAGUGCCAGUGCCGCUCUGAUUUCGCUGGGCAGAACUGUGACCGCUGUGCCAUGGGCUACAGGGGCUACCCAGAAUGCACGGUGUGCAACUGCAACAUCAACGGCACCAGAGAGGAGUUCUGUGAUGAGGCACUGGGCGUGUGCAGCUGUGAGGCCCCAGGGAACUGUGUGUGCAAGGACAAUGUGGGUGGAGGUGGCUGUGAUGAGUGUAAGAAGGGAACCUUGGGCCUAUCUGUUUCUAACCCGGCUGGCUGCAGCCCCUGCUUCUGUUUCGGGGUCUCCUCAGACUGCGAGGAGCUGGGUGGGAUGGUCCGGGUGCCGAUCACACUGGGUUCUGACCCAGAGCUGCUGCAUGUGGUCAGUCAGAGUGAUCUCCAGGGCAGUGUAGUGGGGGUCUACUACCAGAACCCAGACAUGCUGCUAGACACUAGGGACAUAGAGACCCCCAGUCUGGCUGGACCCUACUACUGGAGGCUGCCUAAACACUACCAGGGAAACAAGUUGUUGUCGUAUGGAGGGAAGCUAUCCUACGUGGUGGCGUUCUAUGCUAUGGAUGGGGCCGGCCUGGCCAACUACGAGCCUCAGGUCCUGAUGAGGGGGGGUCAUCUGGGGAAGCAGGUCAUCUACAUAGACAUGCCUGCCCCUGACAACGGGGUAACAACCCGUCAGGACGUCCCACUGACUGAGCACAAGUGGAAGUAUUUCAACUCUGUGUCAGAGAAAGCUGUGAGUCACUCUGACUUCAUGGCAGUCCUGAGCCACAUCGAGUACAUCACCAUCAAGGCAUCAUAUGGUACAGGGCUACAGCAGAGCAGAAUAUCCAAUAUCACUAUGGAUACGGCCCUAGAGGAGGAGCAAGGGUUGGAGGAUAUGGAGUUGGCGAGUUUGAUCGAGAUCUGUGAAUGUCCAGCUGGCUACGCUGGACUGUCCUGCCAGGAGUGUGCCCCGGGCUACUACCGCCAACCAGUGACUGAGCUGAACAAGCGGGGGAAGAGACCCCUGAUCCAGCCGUGCGUGCCCUGCCGUUGUAACAACCACAGCCAGGCCUGUGACCUGGACACGGGAGAAUGUCUGGGCUGCCAACACAACACAGCAGGGGAGCACUGUAGCGUGUGUUCCUCGGGGUACUAUGGCGACGUGAAAGGCUCCGUCAGGGACUGCUCGCUGUGUGCCUGCCCCCUCAAAGAGAACAGCUUCAGUCCAACCUGUGCUCUAGAGGGAGUGGUGGGAGACUUCCGCUGCAACGCCUGCAAGCCCGGCUAUGAGGGGCGCUACUGUGAGAGGUGUUCAGUGGGUUACUAUGGGAACCCGUCUGGUCCAGGAGGGAGGUGUGAAGACUGUCAGUGUAGUACUGCAGGUUCUCUCCAUCCGGCGUGUGACUCUCUGACGGGCCAGUGUGAAUGUAAAGCCGGGGUCAGGGGACACCUGUGUGACCAGUGCGAGGCGAGACACGUCCUGGACGGGGACCAGUGUGUCUUGUGUGAUGAUGAGUGUACCAGGGUGCUCCUGGAUGACCUGGAUGCAGUAGAGUGCUCCUUCCUGUCUGUCAACCUGACCAGGGUCAUCCUGUCACCCUACAGCACACUGGUCAACUUGGAGAACGACACGCAAGAGGUCAAGACUCUGAUGUCUUCGUAUGGGAGCCCAGACUAUCACCUGACCAGGGAUGAGGAGGACAUGACAAACCUCAUCCAGGACAUAGAUGGACUGCUACAGAAGGCUAUGGGUGUGUCUGCUGAUGGAGAGGAAGUGGCCCGGUCCACAGAGAACAGCGUUACCCAGGGGGCCGAGCUUCUGGAGUACAUCAACACCAUUCAGACCGCUAUACAAGCCCUGGCGGAGCAAGCUGGCCGUCUGAACAGGACAGACAACAUGGAGAUGAACGAGGCUAAGAGCAGACGGCUAAUGAAGCAGGUGGCGGCCAUGUUGGAAACAAUCAGAGUGGUCGACUUAGCCCAGGCCAACGCCAGCGUCUCUACAGAACUCUGGGCUGCCGAGGCUCUCCUCCAGAGGGUGCAGAAGCACCUCCAGGAGCCCCAGGGAGUGAUAGAGUCCCAGACCCUCAACAUCUCCAGCAGUCUGACCCAACACCAACAGCAGCUAGUGGACGCCCAGGCCCUUCUGAACACUGCCAGGGAGAACAACAACCACACACACACCCUGCUGGCCAGCAUCAACACCAAUCUGCCACAGUACCGGGGUCUGAGGCAGAAUGUGGGCCGGCUGAACCAGACGGCAGAAACACAACUGGAGGAGACUCAGGACAUCCUGGCUGAUGCUGUCAAUUUGGCAGAAGACAUGAGCACCUCUCAACUGGAGGGGGCCAAGGAACAGCUGGAGCAGUGGAACCCCAUGUUGAGGAAGCAUGUGGAUGCUCUGGUGAUGGAGCUGAGGAAGCAAGAGGCUCUGGAGCUGGUCUACAAGGCUGAGGACCACGCCCAAGAACUGAGCAAGAAGGCCCAGGCUCUGCAGAGUUCUCUAGCGGAGGUGAUGAAUACCACUCUGAAAGCCACCAGUGCAGCACAUGCCAACUCUAACAUCAGAGUUAACAUCCAGCCUGCAGAGGAGAUGGCUAACCGAGCCAUCCUGACUGCUGCUAUGGCCCUCAACAUGACGGCCCAGCAAGAGGUGUCACUUACUGAUCUGGGAUCUGAGGCUGUGCAGUGUAGUGCUAAGAUACUGGCUGAGUGUCUGGCCCUGAACAACAGCCCUGGGGGUCUCCUCGCUAACAUCAGUGAUGUGACAGACAGAAUGGCCUUGUUGAUAAAUAACCUUCAUAACACCAGCAGACUGAUCCCAGAGUCAGCCUUCUUGCUCCAUAGCUGGCCCAACGGCACCAGUGAGCAGGUGCUGGAGGCCAAAGAGCAGGCUGCCAUGGCCAACUCCUCCCUGCAGAGGGCACUGGAGCACCUGGAGGAGCUCAGGGUCAGACUGGAGGAGUCCAGCAAGGCAGUGGCCCAGGCCAAAACCAGCGUCUCCAACACAAACCAGCUGUUCUCUGACUCACACUCAACCGCCAGGACUGCUGAGUCUAAGCUGAAUGAGGCAGAGAGUCGUACCGAGAGGCUGUAUGACCGUCUUAAACCCCUGAAGACCCUGCGGGAAAACCUGAGCAGAAACCUGUCUGAGAUCAGAGAGAUGAUCAACCAGGCCCGCAAACAGGCUGCCUCGAUCAAGGUGUCAGUGCUGGCAGACAGAGACUGUGUGAGGGCCUACAAGCCUGAGAUGUCCUCCAGUAACUUCAACACUCUAACUAUGACCGUCAAGACCAGCGAGCCUGACAACCUGCUCUUCUAUAUGGGCAGCAGCUCCAGCGAGGACUUCAUGGCAGUGGAGAUGCAUCGUGGCAAGGUGGGGUUCUUGUGGGAUGCGGGUUCAGGCCACGCCAAACUGGAGUACCCCGACAUCCAGAUCAACAACAACAAGUGGCAUCGCAUCAACGCCACACGCUUUGGGAGGCACGGCACGCUGUCAGUCCACCAGCUGGAGUCAGACCCCCUGCCCGCGGUCAAGACCACCUCACCACGCUCUGCUACGGUCCUGGAUGUCAACAAGUUUACCCUUAUAUUUGUUGGUGGCCUGGGAGGCCAGAUCAAGAAGUCCUCUGCAGUGAAGAUGACCCAGUUCAAGGGCUGUAUGGGGGAGGCGUGGCUCAACGAGAAGAACAUCGGGCUGUGGAACUACGCCGAGAGGGAGGGCCGGUGUCGCGGCUGCUUCAUGAGUCCACAGACAGAGGAGACAUCCUUCCACUUUGAUGGCAGUGGCUACUCAGUGGUAGAGAAACCCCUCCGCUCCACCUCCACCUCCAUCGUACUGCUGUUCAAGACCCUCUCCCCCAACGGCCUGCUGCUCUACCUGGCCUCCAAUGCCACGAGGGACUUCCUGUCCAUUGAGCUGGUGGAGGGCCAAGUGCAUCUAACCUUUGAACUUGGCUCUGGUCCUCUGACCCUCUCCUCCAACAAAGCCUAUAACACUGGCAGCUGGCACAAGAUCACCCUGCAGAGGAACAAACGCAAAGCUUAUAUAUCUGUGAUGGCUGCAGACAACUCAUCAGACAAAGAGAUUAUAGAGGCAGAGUCUCCUGGGUCCGCCUCUGAUCUCAACCGCUCCGACCUGGACCCAAUCUACAUCGGGGGACUGCCCAUGUCUCGACCUAUCAGGAGACAAGUAGUAGCACGGUCCUAUGUGGGCUGCAUCAAAAACAUGGAGAUCGCCCGCUCCAACUUUGACCUUCUCCGAGACUCCUAUGGUGUCAAGAAAGGCUGUGUGUUAGAGCCAAUCCGCAGUGUGUCUGUAUUGAGAGAGGGCUAUGUGGAGCUGCCAUCAAUGUCUCUUGGCUCCCAGGGGGAGCUGCUGGCCUCCUUCUCCACCCGCAACCACACUGGCAUCAUCCUGGCAGGCUUCAGCAAGGCAGGCACCCGCAAACGCAGACAGGCACGCCAGCCCAUCUUGGCGGUCAUGCUGGUGUCGGGACACUUGGAGGUUCACGUCAACAUGGUGGAGGGCGGGAGCGUCCACAAGGUUGUGGUCAAGUCACGCUCUGGGAGCUUCAGUGACGGACAGGAGCACUCUGUCAUCCUACAGAGGAACAGGAAGACGAUGACGGUACUUGUGGAUGAGGACCACCAGGAGACAGUUCGCCUGUCCUCGGAGAAGGCCUCUCUGACCUUCUCCUCUCUGUACAUGGGUGGCCUCCCACCAGAAGAGGGCGCCGGACUGCUACCAACCACUUCCUCCUUCUACGGCUGCAUCAGGAACCUGGCCCUGGAUGCCAAGUUGUUGGACCUGUCAGCAGCAGUGAAGUACCACAAUGUGGACAUGGACAGCUGUCUAUUGGAGGAGAGGCCUAAGAGGGUCCUCCUACCUGAUGACACUGACCUGGAGGCCGAGCCCACCCUGGACCCUUCCAGACCCCCUCCACCACCCCCCACUCAGCUCAGCGCUCUCACCCCCGGCACGCUCACGUGUGCAUCGAUGGACAACAGCACAUCCCUCCCAGCGGCCAAUCAGUUUGGCAUCUCCAGACAUAGUCAUAAGGUCCUCAACAUCAACCCCAACACAGUGAGGAGGAGUUUCUCACUGGAGCUGUCUGUGCGUACCUUUGCCCAGAGUGGUUUGAUCUACUACAUGGCCCACGCCAACCAGAUGGACUACGCCACUCUGCAGCUGCUAGGGGGUCGUCUGUUCUUCACCUGUGACAAGGGCAGCGGCCCCGCCACCGCCUCCUUCCCUGUGCCGGUCAACGACGGCCAGUGGCACACAGUGAAGACAGACUUCAAUAAGAAGAGUGUGGUAAUCAGUGUAGACAGCCAGGCGUCAGCUCCAGUGCUGGCUAAAGGCAACACUCUGGAUGUGGAGAACAAGCUGUACCUGGGAGGACUGCCCCAUACCUACACCGCCAAGAAGAUAGGCAACGUGACCCACAGCUUGGCGGGCUGCAUCCAGAAGGUGAUCCUGAACAGCGUUGAACUUGACACCCAGAGUCCAGUGUCUGAACACUCGACUGCUCACUGUUUCACUGCAGCCCAGGACGGGACAUUCUUCAGUGGGAGCGGAUAUGCUGCUCUGAUGAAGGAGGGGUACAAGGUGGGCUCAGACGUGACGGUGGCGCUGGAGUUCCGCAGCACGGCGCCUGACGGGGUCCUCCUGGGGGUCAGCAGCGCCAAGGUGGACGCCAUCGGCCUGGAGCUUGCCAGCGGACAGGCGGUGUUCCACGUGAACAAUGGCGCCGGGCGGGUGUCGGCCACGUCGCGGCUGGGCCGGUGGCUGUGUGACGGCCGCUGGCACACCUUGCUGGCCAAGAAGACCAAGAACACUCUUAGUCUGAGCGUGGACGGGGUCACGGUGCUCACUGACAACCCCCACCCCCAGUCGACCUCCGCUGAGACGAAGGACCCAAUCUACGUGGGAGGCUUCCCUGUCGGAGUGAAACAGAACUGCCUGACUUCCAGAUCGUCAUUCCGUGGUUGUAUGCGUAACAUCCGCCUGAUCAAGGGCCACGUGAUCAACAUCCUGGACCUCAGCACCGCAUUCACCCUCCAAGGAGUGUCUCCACACUCCUGCCCCGCCACAAUCUGACCACGAUAAUACCACAACCAUAUCUAAUGCUAUGACCCUAAAAAUAAGUGACCAAUGAAAUUACUGUGUACUUUUGACUCCCCCCAAAUGAAUUGGACAGUAGAAUGUCUUAUGUUCUAGAAAAUGUAUAUUUGUUAAUAAAAAUAAGUAAGCCAUCUG